Molecule: messenger RNA, 582 nt
Organism: Enterobius vermicularis (human pinworm)
Lineage: Eukaryota; Metazoa; Nematoda; Chromadorea; Rhabditida; Oxyuridae
Source: the annotation of a GenBank genome assembly
AUGUCUGCAAAUGCUGCUGAACUCACUGCAGCACUAUCUUUACUUCGGCCACCUUUGACAACAACAUUUCCGCAGAUUCCUGCUUUUACUUUCUCCGAUCCUUCAGCUCUGCUGUUACUGACUCAGCAGUUGCAAAAUGUGCAGAAACUUUCUUCACUGCCAUUAGCAUCUGUGACUUCAACGACAUCCAAUAUUACUGCCCAGUCAUUGAAAAAGUCAUCAGUGAUUAACGAUAUCCAACCUCCGGCUAGUCCGCAAUCAUCGCCAUCUUCGUCAGCAGUAUCGUCUAGUCCGCAACCAUCUCCGCAGCGAAGACAUGCAGCUCCAGUUCCACAAGAGAAAAAAGAUGAAGCUUACUACGAACGACGACGGAAAAACAACGACGCAGCAAAACGAUCUCGAGAUGCUCGGCGACAAAAGGAGGAGUUGAUUGCUGCAAAAGCUGCUUUUCUAGAACAGGAAAAUAUACGAUUACGAAGUCAAAUAGAACUGUUAAAAAAUGAAAUUGCCGCUUUACGAGUUAUGCUCAUCUCUUCACAUGCAACCAACUUUGACGGAACGCAAACAAAAGUUGAACAGUGA